This is a messenger RNA of Prunus avium (sweet cherry), 483 nucleotides long. The record is from RefSeq and is a predicted model, not a curated record. NCBI's taxonomy places the organism in Eukaryota, Viridiplantae, Streptophyta, Magnoliopsida, Rosales, Rosaceae.
ACGCAGCUUUGUCUCCAACUUACGGUACGAGCUCAGCUCCCACCCUCACAUGGCGGACUAGGGGGCUCCUCCGUCUACAUAUUCACAGAAUUUAGCUUCUCAUUUCGUCGAUUGCAACAACUAGGCAACCUUUAUCAUGCAUCAUACCCCAACUUAAUAAGGUUGGAGCCAUUGGAAGACAUAUAUGUUCGUGGUGUUCAUGAUGCUCAAGAACUCAUCCAUGUCCUUGGAGACAUAGAAGCAUUUAUUGCCAUUGAUCACACCCGCCUACCUGUCAAACUCAUUGUCAUUGAUUCCAUUGCUGCAUUGUUCCGAUCACAGUAUCAGACAACACCGGGAGAUUUGAAACGGCAGUCUGAAUUGUUCUUCAACAUAUCUGGGACAUUGAAGGGUUUAGCAAAUAAGUUUGGGUUGGCGGUGGUUGUCACCAACCAAGUGGUGGAUUUUAUUGGGCCACAUGAUGGAGUGAAUGGGGUGAGGUUG